Messenger RNA from Pseudomassariella vexata, 1344 nucleotides. RefSeq names its product glycoside hydrolase. The transcript has 6 exons. Gene Ontology annotation, biological process: carbohydrate metabolic process. Bases 1 to 1344 code for a protein of 447 amino acids. The record is from RefSeq and is a predicted model, not a curated record. Lineage: Eukaryota; Fungi; Ascomycota; Sordariomycetes; Amphisphaeriales; Pseudomassariaceae. Gene Ontology annotation, molecular function: hydrolase activity, hydrolyzing O-glycosyl compounds.
AUGCUAUCCGCCUUGGUGACCACCUACCUAGCGGCUGUCGUCGCCGCCCAGCAAGUUGGCACGCAGCAGUCCGAGACUCAUCCCAAGCUCACCUGGAGCAAGUGCACCAGCGGCGGCAGCUGCUCAAAAACCGACGCCGAGGUGGUUAUCGACUCGAACUGGCGCUGGCUGCAUGAUACCGGAUCCGAUUCGAAGAACUGUUAUGACGGCAAUAAGUGGACAAGCGUAUGCAGUACUGCCACUGACUGUGCGACUAAUUGUGCCCUUGAGGGUGCCGAAUACUCCAAGACAUAUGGAGCCAGCACGAAUGGUGAUGCCCUGACGCUCAAGUUCGUGACAAAGCACGAUUACGGGACGAACAUUGGGUCGCGUUUCUACCUCAUGAACGGAGCGUCCAAGUAUCAGAUGUUCACCCUCAUGAACAAUGAGUUUACGUUUGAUGUUGACCUGUCGACGGUAGACUGCGGUUUGAAUGCGGCGCUGUACUUUGUGGCCAUGGACGAGGACGGUGGCAUGGCUAAGUAUAGUAGCAACAAGGCGGGUGCCAAGUAUGGUACGGGGUACUGUGAUGCUCAGUGUGCCAGAGAUCUCAAAUUCGUUGGUGGGAAGGCCAACGUCGAGGGUUGGGAAGCCUCCACCAAUGACGCCAACGCCGGCGUCGGCCCGUACGGAGCCUGCUGUGCCGAGAUUGACGUCUGGGAAUCCAACUCCCAUUCAUUCGCCCUCACGCCCCACCCUUGCACCGAGAACACCUACCACAUCUGCGAGACGCAAGGCUGCGGCGGUACCUACUCGGAGGACCGCUUCGCCGGAAAGUGCGACGCUAAUGGGUGUGACUAUAACCCAUACCGUAUGGGUAAUCAAGACUUCUACGGCAAGGGCAAGACUGUCGACACGAGCAAGAAGUUCACUGUCGUCACCCAGUUCCAGCAAGACAAGGUCACCCAGUUCUUCGUGCAGAACAACCAGCGCAUCGACAUCCCGGCGCCGACCUACGACGGCCUACCCAGCAGUAGCGCCAUCACACCGGAGUUCUGCACGAACCAGUUCAAAGUCUUUGACGACCGGGACCGCUUCAGCGAGGUCGGAGGCUUCCCGCAGCUCAACAAGGCCCUUCAGGUGCCCAUGGUGCUUGUCAUGUCCAUUUGGGAUGAUCACUACGCCAACAUGCUCUGGCUCGACUCCACCUACCCGCCCGAGAAGAAAGGCCAGCCCGGUGCCGCUCGUGGUGACUGUUCCCAGGACUCUGGUGUUCCUGCUGAUGUCGAGAAAAGUAUCCCCGAUGCGAAGGUGGUCUGGUCCAACAUCAGAUUCGGUCCUGUUGGCUCGACUGUCAAGAUCUAA